GUCUAAUACCAACGCUAAGACGAGCAACAUGGUCAACUUUGAGGAAGCUACAGAACUUGUUAAGAACUUUAAGAAGAAGCCCGCCGACUCAGAGAAUCUAGAGUUCUACGGACUCUACAAACAGGCCACCGUUGGAGAUGUGAACAUCGAUAAGCCAGGCAUGCUGGAUCUCAAGAAGAAGGUCAUGUAUGAAGCCUGGAGUUCGCGCAAGGGUUUGUCCAAGGACGCCGCCAAAGAGGCUUACGUCAGAGCCUACGAGAAGUAUGCACCCAAAUAUGCCUAAGAAAAAUUAUAAAUAAUGCAGAGUUUAAAUGUAAUUUAUAUGUGAAAUAAAUAACGCUUCUUACCCACAA
Molecule: messenger RNA, 353 nt
Organism: Drosophila innubila
Lineage: Eukaryota; Metazoa; Arthropoda; Insecta; Diptera; Drosophilidae
Gene: Acbp4
Product: acyl-CoA-binding protein
Exons: 1
Coding region: 29-283 (84 amino acids)
Biological process (GO): fatty acid metabolic process
Molecular function (GO): long-chain fatty acyl-CoA binding
Source: RefSeq, a predicted model, not a curated record